Messenger RNA from Trichoderma aggressivum f. europaeum, 1521 nucleotides. RefSeq names its product CAZyme family AA7. Gene Ontology annotation, molecular function: FAD binding. The transcript has 4 exons. NCBI's taxonomy places the organism in Eukaryota, Fungi, Ascomycota, Sordariomycetes, Hypocreales, Hypocreaceae. The coding region runs from base 1 to 1521 and encodes 506 amino acids. The record is from RefSeq and is a predicted model, not a curated record.
AUGAAGAACCUUUUGGCUUUUUCUUCAGCCCUGGCUUUGGCUGGAUAUGCCGACGCAGUCCCAGCAGCUUCAAACACUACUUGCUGUCGGGAGCUUUCCCAAGCCCUCCCAUCCCUCUUCUUCUCCCCCUCCACAUCACAGUACAACAGUCUCAUCAACGCUCGAUGGUCGGGUACCUCAGUCCUUCAUCCAGGCUGCGUCGUGACUCCCAAGUCUGCUCUCGACGUGUCCAAGGCCGUCAAAAUCAUUGUCAAGAACCAAUGCCACUUUGCCGUCAGAGGCGGUGGACACAACGCCAACCCGGGCUUCAAUAGCAUCAACGACGGUGUCUCCAUUGAUCUCAGCUCCCUAAAUUCCGCCUCGCUGGCAGAAGAUCGCUCAUACGUCAGCAUCGGCGCUGGUAUCACUUGGGGCGAAGCCUACGACGCCUUCAACAGCAGCAACAUUGGCUUCACGGGCGGAAUCUGCGAGGACGUCAGCGCCGGCGGCGUCAGUCUCGGAGGCGGCCAGUCUCUCUUCCAGCCCAAGCGGGGAUGGGCCGUUGACAACAUCCUCAACUACGAGAUUGUGCUCGCUUCUGGCGAGAUCGUGAACGCCAAUGCCACGAGCUACCCGGAUCUCUUCAAGGCCCUCAAGGGAGGCAAUACCAACUUUGGUAUCGUGACGCACCUCAAGAUUGCCUCCUUUGACUUUGAUGGGCUUUGGGGAGGAGAGGUCUUUGUUAGUUUGAACGGACCGCAGGCUACCUACCCGGAGGUGCAAGAUAAGAUGAGCCAGGCUCUGGUUGACUUUACGGCGAACAACCAUCUUGAUACCAACACGGCUGUGCAGCUCAUGACUGUGUACUUGGCCAACAACCAAGGUCAAAUCGUCAACGCUGCCUUUGGAAACACCAUUGGCGAGGAGAAUCCCGCUUCUCUGCAAGAGUUCCUAAACAUGCCGAAUCAAGUCAAGAACGAAGUUGGCCACAUCAAGCUUGCCGACUUUGUGCACCAAGUCAGCGAAUUUCAGGCCAAGGGAUAUCGUCAAGUCACUUCUAGCAUGACCUUUUCCAACGACUGUGCCACGGUUCGGGACAUCUGGAAUGUGACUGAUGAGAUCUACAACGGACUCGAGCACAGAGAUCAGGUCGACUGGAUGGUUUCGUUUAUCCCCCAGCCCAAGGUCCAGCAGUCAUACGCAGCUCGCAGUGGCGGUAACAGUCUCGGCCUCCAGAGUGUUACAGAUGACCAGAUCGUGGUGUGGUUGACUUCUCGGUGGACCGACCCCAGCCUCGACAGCAUGAUGUACGCCGCGCGAGACGACUUCAUUGUCGCGACGGAGACUGUUGCAAAGAAAUACGGCACAUACAGCCCUUUUCUCUACAUAAACUACGCUUCUCCUUCGCAAAAUCCGCUCUGUGGAUACGGAGUUGACAACUUCAAUUUCUUAAAGACAACAGCGGCCAAGUAUGAUCCUCAUGGCGUCUUCCAGAAGCUGAUGCCAGGCGGUUUCAAGGUCAGCAAGACGACUUGCUCAUAA